CGAGGUUCAACUCCGCAUCUCCACGCGGUCCGUGCGCGUGCUUCCCCGCAACGCGUCGUCCUGGCAGAGUACAUCCACGACUGAGGCCAGGCCAAUUAUCAAGAUGCGCACUCUCAAGCCCUUCCGUAUGCAGAAAACUGCUAGUUCAUUCUCUGUUUCCAAGGACUACACCAAUCGCUGAAGAAUCUCACCCCCAAUACCGCUCGAAUUCGUUGCUCUUCCCUCCCCCCCGAACCACCAUAUCGCAAUCGUACACGAUGAACUUCUCUAUUCCCGACGACCUCAAGCAAUACCUCGCCGAUCUCGACAAUUUCAUCGAAGAAAAGAUACUCCCGCUUCAACACAAAGGCGAUAACAGCCGGUUCUUCGAUCACCGCCGCGAGCACGCUCGAACCGAUUGGGAUAACGGUGGGCUGCCGCGCAAAGAAUGGGAGGAUCUAUUAGCUGAAUCUAGAAGACUCGCAGAUGAAGCUGGUUUCUACCGGCUUUCACUGCCAAAACAGUAUGGUGGGCGAAGUAAUGCCGAUGGGCGGGGAAGCAACCUCUGGAUGGCUGUCAUUCGAGAGCAUCUUGCAGCAAAGGGACUUGGGCUAUUCAACGAUCUUCAAAAUGAGCAUUCUGUGGUUGGAAAUUUUCCAGAUGUAGUCAUGCUUAUGAAUUUCGGGAGCGAGCAGCAGAAGAGUGAGUUUAUACCGCUGCGACUUGAGGGCAAGUUUAGGAUGACGUUUGGUUUGACGGAACCGGAUCAUGGGUCGGAUGCUACACAUAUGGCUACAAAGGGGAGGCCGGAGACGAGGAACGGGAUCAAGGGAUGGUUGCUGAAUGGGUACAAGAGGUGGCAGACGGGUAUGCAUAAUGCCACCCACUGCUCGAUAUUUGCGAGAACGUCGGGGAAGGAUGGUGAGGUUAAGGGUAUAUCUUGCUUCAUUGUACCCGUGGAAACUCCUGGUCUCAAAGCAGAGUCGUACGAGUGGACUUUGAAUAUGCCUACCGACCAUGCUACCGUCUCGAUCAAGGACGUGUGGGCCCCCGAAACUGCCGCCUUGGGACCUAUACACAAUGGAUUGGGAGUCGCUCAAGCCUUUGUGCACGAAAACCGCAUCCGACAAGCUGCUUCGUCUCUCGGCGCAGCUGUAUACUGUGUCCAGCAAUCUGUUGAAUAUGCCAACGAACGCGCGCCUUUCGGAACGCCUCUCUCGCACAACCAGGGCAUCCAGUUCCCACUCGUUGAACUCGCCACCCAAUGCGAAAUGCUACGCCAACUCAUACGGAAGACUGCGCUGGAAAUGGACUCAAUGCCACACCACGAGAUCGAAAAGAAGAUUGGGGAUAAGGUGUCGAUGUGUAACUAUUAUGCGAACAGACUGUGUACCGAGGCAGCUGACCGCGCGAUUCAGGUCCAUGGUGGUAAUGGGUAUUCGAGGCACUUUCCCUUUGAACACAUUUGGCGACAUCAUCGACGGUACAGGAUUACUGAAGGGAGUGAGGAGAUCCAGAUGCGCAAGGUGGCGGCGUAUCUAUUCGGAUUUGGUGGCAGGAAGAGUCUGGUUGAUGCGACAAAGCCCGGUUCGAAAUUGUAGUUUGGCUGAUCAAGCAAUUGAAAUUCCCAUGUAAUCGGAUGUAGUGCAAGCUGACUAAGGCCGAUUUUAUAAAACGUACAUCCUCGC
Molecule: messenger RNA, 1667 nt
Organism: Bipolaris sorokiniana ND90Pr
Lineage: Eukaryota; Fungi; Ascomycota; Dothideomycetes; Pleosporales; Pleosporaceae
Exons: 2
Coding region: 258-1580 (440 amino acids)
Biological process (GO): butyrate catabolic process; fatty acid beta-oxidation using acyl-CoA dehydrogenase
Molecular function (GO): flavin adenine dinucleotide binding
Source: RefSeq, a predicted model, not a curated record